Messenger RNA from Scaptodrosophila lebanonensis, 4739 nucleotides. RefSeq lists its product as uncharacterized. Gene Ontology annotation, biological process: ephrin receptor signaling pathway; axon guidance. Gene Ontology annotation, molecular function: ephrin receptor binding. NCBI's taxonomy places the organism in Eukaryota, Metazoa, Arthropoda, Insecta, Diptera, Drosophilidae. The transcript has 5 exons. The record is from RefSeq and is a predicted model, not a curated record. Bases 357 to 2672 code for a protein of 771 amino acids. Gene Ontology annotation, cellular component: plasma membrane.
GUCAGUGACGCGCUCCGUGUUGGUUUUUUUUUUUUACUAGCAGAAAAAAGUUAAUAACAAUAGCUAUGCUCUAAUAAAUGUGCAAAAAACCCAAUUUGGAAAAUAUGUGAUUGAUAUUAAUUGAAAUACAGACACAUCGGCAUGUUGCCAGCAGGCGCACCAACGAUUUUCUCAUCAUCAAGAACAACUGGGGCAACUGGCACAAUAGUGCGGCAGACGACUAUAGGUAACGACGCAGUGAAUGCAACAAUAACAGGAGCAAUUGCAACAAUAAACUCAGCAACGGCAGCAAAAUUGGCGGCAACAGGGAGCUCAUACAGCAUUAAGAUAAUAGAGUAAAGCAAAAGGCAACAAAAAUGGCUCUUGUGGCGACAAGGACAAGAGUCAGUAGGACGUGCAAAUCGCCCAAGCAACAGCAGCAGGGCUCCAGUGCCACCUCCUCCUGGACGAGGACAACAGUAGUAGCAGAAGUUGCAACUGCAGCUACAGCCUGCAAACUAAAAUCGGUGCGUAGUAGACGCACGGAUCGUUCGACGCGGUCACCACUACCGCCAGAGACGACGUCGCCGCCAGCUACAGCUUCAGCAAUAGUUGGUUUCGCUGUUUGCUCUAAUAAACCAAGUUCGCCAGCGUCAAAUGCUGGAAAGUGCAACAGAAGAAAGUCAACAGGGGGAGCAACUGGAGCUUUAGCCAGCUUGGAGCUACAACAGGAGCAACAACAGCACCACCACCAAUGGCGACAGGAUACAGGCAUUAAGGCAGCAGUUGCAGCAGCAUCUUCUUUAACAUCUUUAAUAACAACAACAACUCCACCGACUAACGAAAGUAUGCCAAAAGUUCGAAAUCGAAAUCAACCAACGACGGCAAUGCAUCGAAAAUCUAAAAGCAAAAGCAACCACAGCAACACUAACAACAAUAGCAAAAAUCUCCUUGCGUCCAUUGCCAUGCCACCAACACUUGCUGCCGUUCUACAACAAAUAGCAUCCCUGAAUCCCAACAACAAUAAUAACAAUAACAACACGCAGUCCCCAAUGCCGCCGAUCACAACAGCAGCUUCAUCGCCAAUAACAACAUCACAAACAACAUUGUCAUCAACAACAGAAACAGAAACAUCAACAACGAUAAGGACCGACCUGCAAAAACAAAUAAUAAAUAGAAAAAGCACAAAGAGCAAGCGAUGCCUUUCAUCAUCCUCAUCCUCGGUGCGUCGCACAAAAUUCUUUCCCCUGCCCACACUGGGCGCCACAUCCUUUGUCACGCUGCUCACGCUGAUCUGCAUCGAAACGGUGCUACUCUCGACCAUGUCCAACUGCGCCAAAACCUUUUAUAUGCACUGGAACACAUCGAAUAGCAUAUUCCGUAUUGAUAACACUGAUCACAUUAUCGACGUAAAUAAAGGGAAUCUUGCCUUUGAAUUCGAUCAGGUGCACAUAAUAUGUCCAGUAUACGAGCCAGGCACAUUCGAGAACGAGACAGAGAAGUACAUAAUAUACAACGUGUCCAAAGUGGAGUACGAGACAUGUCGUAUUACGAACGCGGACCCGCGAGUAAUAGCUAUAUGUGAUAAACCUCAGAAAUUAAUGUUUUUUACAAUAACUUUCCGGCCAUUUACACCGCAGCCAGGUGGUUUGGAGUUCCUACCUGGAAAUGACUACUACUUCAUUUCGACUUCAUCGAAGGACGACUUGUAUCGGCGCAUUGGCGGCCGCUGUUCAACGAAUAAUAUGAAAGUUGUGUUCAAAGUUUGUUGUGCGCCCGAGGAGAAAAACAAAACGACGCCGGCUACGACAGCAAUAGCCGCUGGCGGCAUAGGCGGGGCCGAUGGGGGUUCCAGUGCGUCCGGCAAUGGUGUCGUGGACAAUUCAGCCGUCAAUUUUGAUAUGAAUUCGGCGAACAAUGCGAACCAUGGGCAUGGCCAUCAUAUGGGCGCAGUGAACACGAUUGGCAUCAGCGGUGUAAACACGGGUCUCAUACCAGGCGGCGGCUCCAUACAGGGCGCCGGUGGCGGCGUACAGUUGAAGCCAAUCAAUGGCGUUGGCACGUCGAUCAAUACCAACAUUGAUCAGUUCAAUCGUAUACCCAUACAGCCGAACAUGAUGGGCAAUAAUAUUGGCGCUGGCUCAGAGCCCAACGGAAGGCACAAUCAAGGCGUCGGAAUGGGUGGCAUGGGAGGCGGUGGCGGGAUUAUGUUUCCGCCCGGCCAUGGUAGCAUCAAUAUGCUGCCACCUGGACGUGGCGGCGUCAACAUUGCGCAAUAUCCGAGCCAUCAUCACAUACAAACGGGUAUCCGUAUUAACAAUGUGCCAACGCAACAGAAUAAUCCACCGCAUAAGGGCAACGGCAAUGAUGACCAACACCAAAACGAAGUUGUCAAAAACGAGGAACUUACCUAUAACAGCGGAGCACCGCUAUCAACGAAAGGAAUCAACGCCUGUCUCUGGAUCUGGCUGCCAUUGUCAACGAUAUCUGCCAUCAACAUCCUGCCCCAUUUGGUUAGCGCUGGAACGCAGCUCGCCCAACUCUCUCCGCGACGAUUCGGCGCCAGUCUGCAUGCAUUGGAGCGUCUCGCCAUGAUCAUGGUUGUCACAUUUCAUUACCUGCUCGGCCUUUUCGUGGCAACAUGGAGUAAAGCACCCGAUAGAAAGAAAACAACUGCCUGUGCCAAACGGUGAACUGGCCGGCAUGGACUGCUGCCUUCCUUCAGCUGCAGGCCAUUCAAUUAGGCUCACACACAUACACACACACACACACAUCUACGCUCGUCGAGAGGGAUAGGGAAAAUGGGGGCCCGAAAAUUCUGAACAUUAGAACAUUUUUAGUAUUUCAUUUUGUUUACAUAUGUAAAUAUAUGGGCCCGUUAUGUUCAAAGUCCCGGGUCCGUAUUUCCUCUCGACGGCCCUACACACACUCACACAAACACAGACACACACAAUUCAUUGGCAACUAGAUAAUAAUUUCGAUGGAGAAAAAGGAUGAGGAAGGAGAAGAAUGAGAAACAGAAAGAGGAGAUGAAAGCGGCGGAGCAGAAGAAAAUUAUUAACGCGUGAAGCAAAUGAGAAGGAGGAGAAAAAGGAGAGAGAAGAGGAAGUGGCGGAAGGGUUGAAGACCCUUCAAUUUAUUUAUGCAUUUUUUCAAUAAAAAAGAAAUCGAAUACAAAAGAUAGUAGAAAAGAAGGAGAAAGGUGAAAUAGAAUUAAUAAGUAAACAAAUGAAAAUUUAAAGCGCAUUGAAACAUAGUUUGUAGCGAUCUAGUUGUAACUCAUAGCUCUUAAGUCAAUAAGGACAGCCAGCAAAAGCAGGUCCAAGAAACACACAGAGAAAACGAAAGAGAGAGAGAGAGAGAGCAUCAUUUUUGAUGGCCUCAGUGAAAUUAGAUAAUAUAAGCCUCGUAGCAGCUUCCAGCAGAAUCUGAAUCUAUAUGAACGCAGUUGGCACAGUUUUUCACACUUCUCCCGUCUGGACGCUUCAGUUUGGCAUCUGUGACAGAGAUUGUUAAAAUAAUGACCACACUACAUGCAUAUGUAUAUACAUACAUACAUUCAUAUGUAUAUACAUACGUAUCUCUUAUCUGUCCCGUCUGCAAGUUUUAGUCCGUUAAAAAUACAAACCCUCCAACGACAGACCGUAAGCAUCAUAACAUUUGCGGCUUUCAUUUGACUAAUAACAUGACAUUCAUGUGAAAUACUUUUGACAUUUUUGCUAACGAAAGCAGCAAGCAAGCAAUGCAAUAAAUUCCAAAAUACUCGCAAUUAUGUGGCAAUGACUAAAUUAAUCGUUAAGCGUUUCAGCUCCAAAUUCCCAACCGAAGUGCACAAAAAACCAAAACAAAAAAAAAUGAAAUGAAAAAAGAAAUGGAAAUGAAAAACAUAAACACGUGCCACUCACUUGCCACCAUAGUGUUUGUAUCCCCCUCCCCAUACUCCCCAAACCACAGCCCCUCCCCACCCACCAUUUUCACAAAUCACACAUAAAUAAAAAGAACACACUCUUCGUACAUUUGACUUUGUGCGAUGACACCUUUGACUGAAAUUAUAAAUAUUAGCAUACGUUUAUAUAGAACACGAGUAGGAAAUUAGCAAGUAAGUGAUCCAAAUGGUAAACGAUGAACAGAUGAAAUGAAAUGUAAUGAGAAACCUAAAUGUUAAAUUGAACGAAACCAAUGUAUGUAUGUUUUACAUAGAUGAUGAUAAUGAUGAUGAUGAUGAUGCAUAGGCAUCCACAAUGGCAUAGGCUUAGAUAUAGGCACAGAUGUAUGCAUUUACAUUCGCAUUAAGUAUUUCGAAUAUGGGAAAGGUGAAAUUCAAAGAACUCAACUGUAAGUUUUAUGUUCUUAUGCUUUUUUGUUUUUGUUUUGUUUUUUAAUUUUGUAAAUGAACCAAGCAGUAUAUGGAUGUUGUUUCUUCAAAAUGGGAAAAAACUAGACCUAUAUUUAUGUACAUAAUAUGUGUUAAUAGUGGGUGACUAAACAAUUGGUUGCGAUAAAUGACAUUUUUAUUGAAUUAGGUUUUGUAGCCAUUAUUAAAAGACAAUGGUUCUACAUACAUACACACAAACACAAACUCACUCACACAACCACAAAUAAUUUAUGAGUCUUGUUAGUUUUUUUUAUAUAAAAAUAUAUAUAUAUUACUAAUUGUAUAACCAAUCUAAAUAAGUGAAAUGAAUAUACUACCUACUUGUAUACCAGUAUUAUGGAAUUUUAGGGUGAAAUUUUUGAAUACGCAAAAUUUAUCAGAUCCA